UCAAAAAAAAAAAAAAAACACAACAAAAUCGCAAUUCGCAAAUCGCAAACGGCAAGCAGGAACAAAUCGCAAAUCUGAACAAAGAGAAGAAACGGCAACACCAGAGUCGCAAAUCGCAAGCAGGAACAGAAUCUGUGUUUUGGUUUAGUUGCAAAAUUCAAGAUUCUGAAAGGGAGAUUGUGUUCCGAGAAAGAUGGUUAAGUUGACUAUGAUUGCCCGUGUUACUGAUGGUCUUCCAUUGGCUGAAGGAAUGGAUGAUGCUCGCGAUCUUAAAGAUGGUGAACUUUACAAACAGCAAGUCAAGUCUUUGUUUAAGAAUCUAUCAAGAGGGCAUAAUGAGGCAUCAAGGAUGUCAGUUGAAAGUGGUCCUUAUGUUUUUCAUUAUAUUAUAGAAGGACGGGUCUGUUACUUGACAAUGUGUGAUCGGGCAUACCCCAAGAAACUAGCAUUUCAGUAUCUUGAAGAGCUCAGGAAUGAAUUUGAGCGUGUUAAUGGGUCUCAAAUUGAAACUGCUGCCAGACCUUAUGCCUUCAUUAAGUUUGACGCAUUUAUACAGAAGACAAAGAAACUUUACCAGGAUACCCAGACACAGCGUAAUAUUGCAAAGUUGAAUGAUGAACUUUAUGAAGUCCACCAGAUUAUGACUCGUAAUGUGCAGGAAGUUCUUGGUGUUGGUGAACAGUUGGAUCAGGUCAGUCAAUUGUCCAGUCGCUUAUCAUCUGAAUCCCGCAUAUAUGCUGACAAGGCUAGAGAUUUAAAUAGACAGGCUCUGAUUCGGAAAUGGGCCCCUGUUGCUAUUGUUUUUGGAGUUGUCUUUGUACUUUUCUGGCUCAAGAACAAAAUUUGGUGAUCAAGCUUAGCAUUUGACUUCCUGAACCUAGACUGUGUGGCCAUGGCUUCUUGUCUUCCUCAUAUACGACUAUCAAGAUUUAUCUGCUCAGUUUUGUGGGAACCAAACCCUACAUAAACUAGGUGAUGUCUACUUUUUGUGGACAAAUUAUGAAGAAAUAUCCUGUGUUACUUCUGAGAAAGGCUGGAUCCGACUUUCUGGAAUAGAAACAUUUUACCUCUAUAUUUAGGUGACAAGACAUGAAAAAACUGGAUUCCCUUGGGGAUGCAUAUAGACAUUUCUUCUUGCUACCCAAUUAUUUUCAGGAUUACUGUGUUAAUGAGUUAUAUAUUGGCUCCUCGAUAUUUUGUUUUUCGGCCUUAAUUUUGAACACCUGAAAUAGAACUGCAUUUUGUAUGGUUAGUAUAACGAGUUAGUGUGAUAUGUUUGUUCUUAGACUGGUAAACCCUUUUCACUUUCGUUUAUACAAGUUUACUUGCACUUAAUGCAAUGAUCAA
Medicago truncatula (barrel medic) is the source of this 1347-nucleotide messenger RNA. RefSeq names its product 25.3 kDa vesicle transport protein. The record is from RefSeq and is a predicted model, not a curated record. Bases 194 to 850 code for a protein of 218 amino acids. Lineage: Eukaryota; Viridiplantae; Streptophyta; Magnoliopsida; Fabales; Fabaceae. Gene Ontology annotation, molecular function: SNAP receptor activity. Gene Ontology annotation, biological process: retrograde vesicle-mediated transport, Golgi to endoplasmic reticulum; endoplasmic reticulum to Golgi vesicle-mediated transport. The transcript is spliced from 6 exons.